CAAGACAAGGGUCUCUCUUUCCACGUACGUGCAACAGUCAUGAGUUUCUAAUUCUCUAUAUAUAAAAAAACAAGCUAGCUAGAGCAAAGCCAACCCAUAUUUUUUACCUUGUGAUAGAUGAUACUAUCGCCAACCCACAAGCACUAUUUGUCCAAGAAAACAACUCCACUUUUCCUAAUUUUCUCUCCACAGGCAUUUCUCCAAUAGAUUUUGAUUCCACCAUGUCCAAGAUUUAUCCUGCAGAGAAGAGAUGCAGCAGCCAAGAUUUGUUCUGGAAGGAGAAAGAAAGAGUCGUUGAUGACGAUGGAGAUGGUUUCCAACACCAACGUCGCAAUCCAUGUAUGCUAACUGUGUGGAAGAGAUCUAGCAUGACUUUCCAGGGAACCGAUGGGUUCACCGUCUUUGAUCCUCAUGGAAGAUUGGUUUUUCGAGUCGACAACUAUUCCAGGAAGAAUCGUUAUGCUGGAGGUGGUCUUGUUCUCAUGGACGGAGUCGGCAAUGCUUUGCUCACUUUGAAACCUCAGAUGCUGAGCAUGCAUUUCCAGUGGAAUGCAUACAAAGGAGAAGAUGUGUACGGAAAGAAUCCAAAGAUGAAGAUAUUCUCAAUGAGGAGCACAUCAAUGUUUUUCAACACUGGCAAAGACGUAGCAGAGAUCUUCAUGGGAGGGCUAACAAGACAAGGUCAGACGCCAGAUUUCAGGAUUGAGGGAUCAUUCAGGGCUCGAGAUUGCAAGAUCAAGACUCUCAAUGGAGAGUUAGCAGCGAAGAUGGCUAGGAAAAGAGUGAACACAACAAUUUUGCUAGGUGAUGAUGUCUUUAACUUGGCUGUACAACCAGGUUUUGACACACAACUUAUUAUGGCCUUUCUAAUUGUAUUAGAUCGCAUUAGCGAUAAGCCUUUUGCCCCUGUUUUGUGUUGUUAAAUUGAUCUUUGUAUAAACCAGGGUAAACGUACAUAUUACACCUCAGUCACUCAUAAAUUUACACUUGCUUCAAAGGGAUUUUUCUUGUUGAA
Hevea brasiliensis (rubber tree) is the source of this 1015-nucleotide messenger RNA. Its product is annotated as protein LURP-one-related 5. Bases 222 to 923 code for a protein of 233 amino acids. The record is from RefSeq and is a predicted model, not a curated record. The transcript is spliced from 2 exons. Lineage: Eukaryota; Viridiplantae; Streptophyta; Magnoliopsida; Malpighiales; Euphorbiaceae.